CAGCAGGAGAGGAGAGGAUUUCAAGAGAGAAAGAUUCAGAUCAAUGGCGACCACCCAAUUUAUGACUUGCUGCGCUCACUCCCAAUGGAAGAAGAGGAGCAAUAUCACUCCGCUCAAACUCAAUCUUCCUUUUGCCCAUUUCUCCAUGGGUUUUGGUUCAGCAGUCAAAACUCCGGGGUACAUUUUAAAGUUCAGACCUUUUAGGGCAUCCAAUGAUGCCAGGCCAAGAACUUCUGGCUUGAUGAACAUGGCUGCUGCUGCUUCUGGGGAAUCAAACGAAAGAGGGGGGAUUUUAAAUUUAGAUGAAAUAUCGGGCAAGCUUAGAAAACUGUGGGAUAAUUCUCCUCAGCCUGUCAAAAUCUUCCCAUGGAACAGUGUUCUUGACAACCUCAUUCACCUCAUCCUUGACAUUCUGUUGUCUGUUGUCAAGUUAUUAUGUGUGCCUCUACUUGUAGUUUCCUCGUUGAGCGAGUUUUCUUAUUGUGCACAUGAACACAAGAGUUUUCUCAUCCCGUUCCCAUUUCUGGCUGGUGUCUCUGUUGCUGGGAUCUUAAAUUAUGCUGCUCUUGAAUCAUCUCCGUCUCUCAAGAGGGCCGAAGUUCCAUGGCAUUUGAUAGCCAUUGCAGUUGUGUUCACUCUCCUGAAGUUGCCCGGACCAUAUUACCCAUAUUGGGGUCGUAUUUUAAUCCCACAUUUUGCAAACGGGGCAUUAUGUAGAACGGUAUGGCUCUUUUUCCUGUGGUACCGAAGUCCAUCAAGAGAAGAAGCCCUGCCUCGACCUGCGCUCGCUCCUUCUCAACACAACAUGCUUUAGCUUUAUAACAUUAACACUCUUUUUAUGAGUUUAGUGACAAAGUUGCAUUUUAUGAGUUUAGUUUUCAUGUGAAAUUUCACAUGUUUCCAAGAGACAUUUCCUGAGAAGGGGGGCUAACUGACAAUUGUAAAGUAGAGUAGUUUCUUUCAUGGAUUUCUUCAUGCAUUUUACUGACACCU
Cuscuta campestris is the source of this 993-nucleotide messenger RNA. Lineage: Eukaryota; Viridiplantae; Streptophyta; Magnoliopsida; Solanales; Convolvulaceae. The record is from the annotation of a GenBank genome assembly.